Messenger RNA from Fusarium coffeatum, 2028 nucleotides. RefSeq lists its product as uncharacterized. The coding region runs from base 1 to 2028 and encodes 675 amino acids. The record is from RefSeq and is a predicted model, not a curated record. The transcript is spliced from 4 exons. Lineage: Eukaryota; Fungi; Ascomycota; Sordariomycetes; Hypocreales; Nectriaceae. Gene Ontology annotation, cellular component: MBF transcription complex; SBF transcription complex. Gene Ontology annotation, molecular function: DNA binding; transcription regulator activity; protein binding.
AUGGUCAAGGCCAAUGCUAAUGCAGCACCAGCUGCUACAGGACCUGGCGUUUACAGCGCAGUAUACAGUGGAAUACCUGUGUACGAAUUUCAAUUCGGAGCUGAACUUAAGGAGCAUGUCAUGCGAAGGAGAUCUGACAACUGGAUUAAUGCAACACAUAUUCUGAAGGCUGCUGGUUUUGACAAACCAGCUCGAACCAGAAUCCUCGAGAGAGAUGUGCAAAAGGACGUACAUGAGAAGAUUCAAGGUGGCUACGGAAAAUACCAGGGUACUUGGAUUCCUCUCGAAAGCGGACAAGCAUUAGCAGAGCGACACAGCGUUAUCGACCGAUUGCGACCCAUCUUCGAAUACACUCAAGGCGCAGAGAGCCCUCCUCCUGCUCCUAGACAUGCCAGCAAGCCUAAAGGGCCAAAAUCUCGUCCCCCAUUACCGAAAUGGAACAACCCUCCUCCUCCCCCUCCUGCUCCGGCGCCCGUUAUUCAGGAAGAUGGCGAUACCCUGAUGGGUGAUGAAGAUACCCCAGAUAACCUCACAAUUGCAUCGGCAUCGUACAUGGCCGAAGACGAACGAUUUGAAGUGCCUCAAGCGCCAGGAACGGGCCGCAAGCGAAGAAGGGAUGAAAGCAACCUUCAAGAUCUUACCGAACAACAACAUGCUUUGUACGGCGACGAGCUUCUCGACUACUUCCUUCUGAGUAAGACAGACCAACCAGCAGUCAAGCCCGAUCCUCCGACAAACUUUCAACCCAACUGGCCAAUCGAUGCGGAAGAUCAUACAGCACUUCACUGGGCAUCAGCAAUGGGAGAUUUGGACGUCGUCAAGCAGUUGAAGCGGUUCAAUGCAUCCUCUACAGUUAAGAACAUAAGAGGCGAAACACCGUUUAUGCAUUCCGUUAACUUCACAAAUUGUUACGAGAAGCAAAGCUUUCCUAUGGUAAUGAAGGAGUUGUUCGAAACAUUCGACGCUCGUGACAACAUGGGUUGCACAGUGAUCCACCACGCAGCUGUGAUGAAGAAUGGCAGAGUUUUUAACUCAUCGUGCUCAAGGUACUACCUGGAUAACAUCCUGAAUAAGUUACAAGAAACCCUGGAACCUAGCGCUUUCCAGCAAUUACUGGAUAUCCAGGAUAAUGAAGGGAACACAGCACUGCAUCUGGCGGCGCAACGGAACGCCAGGAAAUGUAUCCGGGCACUGCUAGGACGUAAUGCUUCAUCCGAUAUUGCCAAUAACGAGGGCAUAAGGGCAGAGGAUUUGAUCAUGGAUCUUAACGCUACUAAGAAGGACCGUGGACCACAAAGAUCAUCGUCGCCGUUUGCCCCUGAGUCUCAAAGACAUGCGUCAUUUAAGGAUGCGCUUAUCGAGAAGGCGAACAGACAAUCCCCAGUGGUCUUCCAGUCAGCGGCAGCAAACACAGUGCAAUCACGGAUUUCACCCCUGAUCAUGGAAAAAUUUCAAGACCUAGCCAAGAGCUACGAGGACGAAUUCCGUGAGAAGGAUAUAGCAGAGUCCGAGGCAAAGCGAUUACUGUCAAACACCCAGCAGGAGCUUACUUCUGUCCGGCAAGGCAUCACAGACGUUGAGGGUCAGCUCGAAUCAGAAGAAGCUGCAUCCAAGAACUCAACCGAAGCUAACCUGGCCAAACACCAGGUGCUGUCGCUCAUCACACACCAGAACCGCUUACACGUUCAGCGGGCAGUGGACAGCGAACUAAGCCGUAUCAAUGGCGAAGGAGGUGGGCAGGAAGAGUCAUAUGACAUGAGACUGCGCCUCGCGCGUGAGCUCAACUCGUUACUCGCGGAGCAGCGUAAGGCCGAGGCGGAAUACGUCGAGGCGUUGAGCAUGGUGGGCACGGGGGAUAAGAUUGAAAAGUACAAGAAGCUACUUAACAGGUGCCUUGACUCAAAGGAGGCUGAAAGCCUAGACACGAAUCUUGACAGCCUCAUUGAGAUGAUGGAGGAAGAGCGGGAUGAGAACGGGAUGGUUGGCGCUAUGGAGCCCGAGCCAAUGGAACUAUCGGUUGGCAUAUAA